Dimorphilus gyrociliatus is the source of this 1117-nucleotide messenger RNA. The record is from the annotation of a GenBank genome assembly. NCBI's taxonomy places the organism in Eukaryota, Metazoa, Annelida, Polychaeta, Dinophilidae.
AAUGAACAGAAAUUAUACGCUUUAUGAUGCAACAGACGAGAAUUCAGAGGAUUCUAAUUCAACGCUAUCCAAUUCCCCUACAAAGAGUCAUACAAAUGAUUAUAAAUUAUGCGAAAAUUUCCAUAGAAAGUUAAAAUUUAAAGAGUGUCAAGUCGACAAAAAGAGACUGACCAAAAGAAAGAAGAAACGGAGUCUACUCACUUCUAAAAAAGUUCAGAGUCGUUUAGUAGCAGAAGAUCCAAAGAGUCACGGCGAUCAGUUUAAUACAUUAACAACAAAAAAAGAGAAUGAAAUGAAUAAUAAGAGGGUAUCAAUCUUAGACGUCGGCAUUUCAUCUGAAGAUCAAAGGAAAAUGAUGAAAAGGAUGGCAGAACUUAAAAAUUUCUCAGAGAAAACCUACAAGAACUUUAUGAGAGAUUGUCAGGAAGCUAGGGAGAGUCAAACUACUAGUCGUUCAUCCUUUCAAAAUAAAUUUGAGGGAUUUCGUACCGUCAAUGAAGAAAAGAGUAUGCAAUUGAAAGAGAAAGCGGACAAUUCGUUCUUCCCCAAAGUUCUAGUGUUGGGUAAUCGCUGCAGUGGAAAAACAACGCUAAUAAAUCGACUCACUUUAUUAAAUGGCCAAGUAUCUAUUCGUUCGAUAUCAACGGAUUCCCGUCGUAUUGUUUGCUGUUCAACUACUGAAAUAACUUAUAAUAUCGACGACUGCAAUAAAGGUAUUAUAUUUUGCGAUUUGGUUAACGUGAAAGUAGAAAGAGACCUUUUAAAUGCAAUCAAUCAAUGUGAUCUAGUCGUAAUCGUUUAUAAGACCAAUAGUCUUCAUCAGUUGGAGUCUGUACAUGAUUUUUGGAUAACAGAAGUCGAAAAAUGCGAUAAAAAAAAAUGUAUCAUUGUAGUUGGAAUGGUCAACUUGAAUGUAUCUUACGAAGACGUCGUCAAUCGACUAGAUACCUCGCAGCGGGAUGAACAAGAAGAAACACUGAACGCACAAAAAGAUAGUAUUCAAUAUGUUAAGUGUGAUGUUAAUGAUAAAGAAUCAAUUAUGGAUGUAUUUAAAACAAUAAAUGAUUCGUUACCCGUUAUUAACCGUGACAGAAAUAAGUUUUGUUGUAUAUCGUAA